AAGUAGCGAGACGAAAUUCUUGAGUAUGACGAACCAUCGAGAGUAAAACACAUAACUGAUAAAAGUUUAAUCAAUAGUAAGGACAACAGUUAUUCAGAUAUCGUGAGAUGCGGUCGGGUGUGAUGUAGGUGUCAGAAAAACAUUUUCUUUAUCGUGCCAACGUUGCGAUCUUUUAUUGAGAUCAUCUUCAGGUAGGACAACGAUUCGCCACAUGAUGUCGUUUGGCUAUCCUGUGAACGUCUGAGUACUCUGAGUGAAACCUCUCCCAAAGGUUUCAUCUUGUAAUUAUUUACCUCGUGUACUUUUUAUUUGAAACUUCUUUAAAAAUGAGUGAAGAUAAACCUCAAGUUGAGGAGGCGAAGGAGGCACCUGACAAAACUUUUAAAGAUUUAGGUGUUGUUGAUGUGUUAUGCGAAGCUUGUGACUCUUUGAAUUGGAAAAAGCCCACGAAAAUACAAAGAGAAGCAAUACCAAUAGCCUUAGAAGGAAAAGAUGUCAUAGGACUAGCAGAGACAGGCUCUGGAAAAACUGCCGCAUUCGCCAUACCAAUCCUUCAAUCGCUUUUAGACAAUCCUCAGAGGUAUUUUGCGCUUGUACUGACACCUACUCGAGAACUUGCCUACCAGAUUGCCGAGCAGUUUGAAGCACUUGGUGCAAGCAUAGGUGUGAAGAGUGCCGUAAUAGUCGGUGGUUUAGAUAUGAUGUCACAGGCUUUAACCUUAGCGAAAAAGCCCCACAUCAUAAUUGCCACACCAGGGCGGUUAGUUGAUCAUUUGGAAAAUACAAAAGGAUUUAAUUUGAAGGCUUUAAAAUUUUUGGUCAUGGAUGAAGCUGACAGAAUCUUGAAUAUGGAUUUUGAAGUGGAAGUGGACAAGAUUUUGAAAGUUAUACCACGUGAUAGAAGGACAUUCUUGUUUUCAGCUACAAUGACAAAAAAGGUGCAGAAAUUGCAAAGGGCGUCAUUGAAAAAUCCCGUCAAAGUUGAAGUUUCAACAAAAUAUAAAACAGUAGAUCAGCUUCAACAGUAUUACAUUUUCAUUCCUGUAAAAUACAAGGAUGUGUACUUAGUACAUUUAGUAAACGAACUAGCAGGAAAUUCAAUCAUGAUAUUUUGUUCAACGUGUCAUGGAACACUCAAAAUGGCAUUGUUGCUACGAAAUCUUGGGGUUUCAGCUAUCCCAUUGAACGGCCAAAUGUCACAAAACAAGCGUUUAGCUGCUUUAACUAAAUUUAAAGCUAAGAGCAGAUCUGUUUUAAUUUCAACAGAUGUCGCUAGUAGGGGUCUGGACAUCCCACAUGUAGAUGUCGUGAUCAACUUUGAUAUUCCGACUCACAGCAAAGAUUACAUUCAUCGAGUAGGAAGAACAGCAAGAGCUGGAAGAUCGGGAAGAGCUAUAACAUUUGUAACACAGUACGAUGUUGAGCUAUAUCAAAGAAUAGAACAGCUGAUAGGAAAGAAACUCCCUCUUUAUGAUAUCCGAGAUGAAGAAGUCAUGUGCUUGGAAGAAAGAGUAGCCGAAGCAAAACGAACAGCAAACGGGCAAGCGAAGGAUUUAAUGGAACUCAAAACAUCAAAGAGAAAACACGGUGUGGACAAAAGCAUGGAAGAUGACACUGAAACAUCAUUAGGAAUUAGAAAACGAUUAUACAAAAAUCAAAACAAAAAAAAGAAAUUUACUAAAAGAAAAUGAUAGGUAAUGCUUUAUUUACUGUUGUUCAGCAAAUACUCUUUUUAAGUUGUAAAUCAUCAGUUAUUAAGUUUAUUUGUAAAUUUAAUGGUUUUUGUAAUUUCUAUUUACUUAUUUCAGAAGACUUCCAAUAUAUUGUAAAAAUAAAAUUUAUUUUUUAUCUUA
Molecule: messenger RNA, 1853 nt
Organism: Cimex lectularius (bed bug)
Lineage: Eukaryota; Metazoa; Arthropoda; Insecta; Hemiptera; Cimicidae
Gene: pths
Product: probable ATP-dependent RNA helicase DDX47
Exons: 9
Coding region: 327-1691 (454 amino acids)
Molecular function (GO): nucleic acid binding; ATP binding; RNA helicase activity
Source: RefSeq, a predicted model, not a curated record